Molecule: messenger RNA, 2278 nt
Organism: Sebastes umbrosus (honeycomb rockfish)
Lineage: Eukaryota; Metazoa; Chordata; Actinopteri; Perciformes; Sebastidae
Gene: abhd16a
Product: abhydrolase domain containing 16A, phospholipase
Exons: 20
Coding region: 59-1693 (544 amino acids)
Biological process (GO): monoacylglycerol catabolic process; phosphatidylserine catabolic process
Cellular component (GO): endomembrane system
Molecular function (GO): monoacylglycerol lipase activity; glycerophospholipase activity
Source: RefSeq, a predicted model, not a curated record
UUUUGAGCUUUUGCGCCUUGUGUCCACUGAGGGCUUCCGUCGUCCUCCUGGUGGAAGAAUGGCCGGCUGGAUGUGGCUCCGCUGUAUGUUAGGGCCUCAUUUGCAACGAAUUCACCGUUCAACGGAGCAGUCUCGACCUGAAAGCAGGGCCGGGAGGAGGCCGGGAUGGAACUACCAACCCAGGACUCUGGAGAAACACACCGACAGCAUCCUCGGUUGGGCUUCAGCACUGUGGUCUCUGUCCUACUACAGCUCUCCUCUUCUCCUUUGUUAUCUGUACAGGAAAGGUUACAUCUGCAGCAGUAAGCUGGUUCCAGUGAGUCAGUACCUGGGAACAGUGCUGGUGUGUCUUCUAGGAGUGGCCUGUCUUCGAGGGUGGGGGAGAUGGAAAAACUCAGAGUAUCUUCAGUUUAUCUCCAUACUUGAAGAUGUCAAGAAGGAUCAUACACCAACGACCAAGAACAAACUGAGGUGCUAUGACUUUGACUUCUCGUACUGGCCUUCGGAUUUCAGCUGGACGGAAGUCAGCAAUCCAAAACUAUCCAAGGCUGGUGUUUCUCUGCUAAAGCCAGAGCCCAAAUUAAGAGGAGCAGCAGACAGUGUCCUCAACUCUGUGCGCACUCUACCAUGCCACAUCAUCAGUUUCCUUAUUGCCCACUCAUUUGGGAGGAGGAUGCUGUACCCUGGCUCUGUAGGGUUACUGCAGAAAGCCAUGAGGCCCAUGCUACAGCAAGGCCAGGCUAGGUUAAUAGAAGAGUUUGACGGCCAAAGGAACAAACUUGUGGCCUGCGACGGCAACGAGAUCGACACAAUGUUUGUGGAUCGAAGGAGAGACGGCGGGCAGAUUGGCCAGACCCUGGUCAUCUGCUGCGAGGGGAACGCAGGCUUCUAUGAGGUGGGCUGCAUGAACACGCCACUGGAGGGUGGCUACUCUGUGCUGGGCUGGAACCACCCUGGCUUUGGAGGCAGUACGGGAGUACCAUUCCCCCAGAAUGAGGCCAACGCCAUGGAUGUAGUGAUCCAGUAUGCGAUGCACAAACUGGGCUUCCAGCUCACUGACAUUGUCGUGUAUGCUUGGUCCAUAGGAGGAUUCACAGCCAGUUGGGCAGUGAUGUCAUACCCAGAGAUCCAAUCAGUGGUGUUGGAUGCCUCCUUCGAUGACCUCCUGCCUCUGGCCCUCAAGGUCAUGCCCGACAGCUGGAGGCCGUUGGUGCAACACACAGUGAGGCAGUACAUGAACCUCAACAACGCUGAGCAGCUUCUCAAAUAUCAGGGACCAGUCCUGCUGAUCAGGAGAACCAGAGAUGAGAUCAUCACCACAACAGGUCCAGAGGACGUCAUGUCUAACAGGGGCAACGACCUCCUGCUCAAACUGCUACAAUUCAGGUAUCCAAAAAUAAUGACAGAUGAAGGAGUCAGAGUUGUCCGACAUUGGCUGGGAACCUCCAAUCCCUUAGAAGAAGCAUCCGUGUACAGCGGCUAUGAGGUGGAUGAUGACUGGUGUGUGUCUGUGCUGCAGUCCUAUCAGGCAGACAGAGAUGUUUUGUUUCCAUGGAGUGUCGGUGAGGAUAUGACUCUGGAGGGGAGGCGGCAGCUGGCUCUCUUCUUGGCGCGGAAGUACAUGCGAAACUUUGAAACAACACACUGCACUCCUCUCCCCGCCUCCGAGUUCCACUCACCCUGGAGACUGUAGAAAAAGAUGGAUGGAUGGAUGAGAGGAAACAAGCAGCAGAGGGUUUGGACGGCCUGUGGUCAAGAGCGUGUCGCUGGCAUGGUGUGAAUGUAUUACUGUGAUUUUGUUCCAGAUUUUCUCCAAGAUAGGUUUCGUUGUCACAUAUAGUGUUACUGUGGUGGCAUCUGGAAAGAGCUGGUCUACUACUACUAAACCCCCCCAUCAACCCUUAGCCACAAACCUGUUCAAUAUAAUAUGGUACAUGAUUUCUGUUGAGGUUAGUUUUUAUUCAUACUGUUCAGUGUUAGUCUCCUAAAGGAAAAAAAAAAAGAUGCAUUUUAUGUAAACGCACAAGCCAUCUCUCUCCCUCCAUUGUUCCCUCUUUGGCUGUAUUUGUGAAGAAGCAAUUAUAAGUAAGCUACAAUUUAAAUAAUAUAAUCUUAAUAGUAGAGGAGUUUUAAUCUUUAAAAUGCAGCCAAAGUGUUAAAGCUUUUCAGGUUUGUUUCUUUUCUGUGGACACUAUCUUUACGAACAAAGCUGUAUCGUUAAAUGAUUAAAUGCUCUUACAUGUUCUGUUAAAUAUGCUGAAUAAAAUGUUUGACAUAA